Messenger RNA from Aspergillus chevalieri, 579 nucleotides. RefSeq names its product 3-hydroxyanthranilate 3,4-dioxygenase (gene BNA1). Gene Ontology annotation, biological process: quinolinate metabolic process; 'de novo' NAD+ biosynthetic process from L-tryptophan. Gene Ontology annotation, molecular function: 3-hydroxyanthranilate 3,4-dioxygenase activity; iron ion binding. Gene Ontology annotation, cellular component: cytoplasm. Lineage: Eukaryota; Fungi; Ascomycota; Eurotiomycetes; Eurotiales; Aspergillaceae. The coding region runs from base 1 to 579 and encodes 192 amino acids. The transcript has 2 exons. The record is from RefSeq and is a predicted model, not a curated record.
AUGCUCCCUCCUGCGCUGAAUCUCCCGAAAUGGCUCGAAGCUAAUUCUCACCUCCUCCAACCUCCGGUAAACAACUACUGCGUCUACCACCCCACCACCCCGGGAACCGCCGGCUACACAGUAAUGGUAGUCGGCGGCCCCAACGCCCGCACCGACUACCACAUCAACAGCACCCCCGAAUUCUUCUACCAAUACCGCGGCUCCAUGCUCCUCAAAACAAUUGACACCUCGACCACCCCGCCGACCCCACAGGACAUCCCCAUCCACGAAGGCUCAAUCUUCCUCCUCCCACCGAAUACCCCGCACUGUCCCGUCCGAUUCAGGGAUACGAUCGGUGUUGUGCUGGAGGCGCCGCGGCCAGAGGGUGCACUGGAUACGAUGCGGUGGUAUUGUCGGGGGUGUGGGGAGAUUGUUUGGGAGAAGAGCUUUUUGUGUACGGACUUGGGGACGCAGGUUAAGGCUGUUGUGCAGGAGUUUGAGGGGGAUGAGGAGAAGAGGAAGUGUAAGGGGUGUGGGAAGGUUGCGGAUGUGAGGUAUGUGGAGGGGGAGGUUGUGCAGCCGGGGAGGUUUCCGGAGUAG